This is a messenger RNA of Blepharisma stoltei, 1110 nucleotides long. NCBI's taxonomy places the organism in Eukaryota, Ciliophora, Heterotrichea, Heterotrichida, Blepharismidae. The record is from the annotation of a GenBank genome assembly.
AUGAAAGGGAAUUUUUGUCCAGUCUUUCACCCCACAAAGGAAGAUAUGAAUGAUUUCCAAGCUUAUAUAGAAAAAGUUGAAGGGCUGUCUGAAGGUUUCGGAAUGGCAAAAAUAAUACCUCCUGAAGGCUGGAAGGCCAGAAAAAGAGGGUACAAAGAUAUACAAGUCCAACUAACGAACCCUAUCAGCCAGCAUGUUCAAGGCUAUGCAGGUAUUUAUAACGUGAUUCUCAUCACAGAAAAGCCGAUGGACUUAAAAACGUACCGUAAUUAUGCCACUUCGCGAGAAAUAAAAAAUAAACUUAACGACGAAGAAAUAGAAUCACUCGUAAUUUUUAUAUAGUUUUGGAAACAAAUCCGAUAUAAUUCUCCAAUAUAUGGCGCUGACAGUAACACAGAGACAUUAUUCGACGAAGAUAACGAAUGGAAUUUAUCCAAACUUGACACUACAUUAUCGUAAAUUAUAUAUAGAAAAGGAUUAUACCCUUAUAAGUUAGCUGGGAUUAAUAUGCCAUUUAUUUAUGUAGGCUGCUGGAAAAGCAUGUUUUGCUGGCACAAAGAAGACUUAGACCUUUAUUCUAUUAAUUAUCUGCAUUUUGGAAAGCCGAAAUUCUGGUAUUGUAUCCCAUUGUCUGAGUCUGAAAAAUUCGAGCGUUUCUGUAAAUUCCAUUUUCAUACUGAUUAUGCUGCGUGUCCAGAAUUCUUUACCUUUUUAUAAUGAAUUUGCAUUUUUUUAUGGUUAAUUAAUAGAAAAAUUUUCCUUUUAUUAUAAAUAGGUAUAAGGCAUAAAUCUACCCAGGUUUCUCCUAGUAUUCUGAGAAAAGCUGGGAUAAACGUCCAAAAGAUAGUGCAUAAUGCAGGGGAGUUUGUAGUAAUUUUUGCUGGGGCUUAUCAUAUGGGGUUUAACUCAGGUUUCAAUUGUGCUGAAGCAGUGAAUUUUGCGACACCGAAGUGGAUUGAUAUAGCUGAAAAAGUAUCAAGAUGCUGCUGCGACCCUGAGACUGUGAAAAUUGAUAUGGAGGAAUUUAAGGCAAAAUUGGAAGGAGAUACUCAAAGUAUGCCAAAGAAAAAGUCAGGACCAAGGAAAAAGCAAAAAGUUGCAGAAAAAUAA